This is a messenger RNA of Cylas formicarius (sweet potato weevil), 3051 nucleotides long. It is a transcript of the gene AdoR, whose product is annotated as adenosine receptor A2b. NCBI's taxonomy places the organism in Eukaryota, Metazoa, Arthropoda, Insecta, Coleoptera, Brentidae. Gene Ontology annotation, biological process: adenylate cyclase-activating G protein-coupled receptor signaling pathway; G protein-coupled adenosine receptor signaling pathway. The record is from RefSeq and is a predicted model, not a curated record. Gene Ontology annotation, molecular function: G protein-coupled receptor activity. The transcript is spliced from 5 exons. Gene Ontology annotation, cellular component: membrane. The coding region runs from base 477 to 2054 and encodes 525 amino acids.
AGUCUUCUCCACACUCAGUUGCCAACGAAAUUCGUACGCGACGUGCGAUAGGCUGUCGCCAAGAGUUCGUAAAUUAACGAAAAGUUCUCGUGGAAGUGAAAGAAUAUAUGCUAACAGUAAUCUCGAUUUUCUCAGAAUACUGCCCUCCGGAUGCACAAUCUUAAAAUUGUUUGAGUACUCAUUACCCUCAAAUGUCGCUCUUAUUGAAGAUGGAAGUAUGUUUCUUACUCCAGAACCAUUUUGGCUAGUUUUUUGGGAAAACCACCAGAAAUAAGCGUCAAACUUGACUAGCUAGACUCAUAAACUAAGCUGUCGCAUUGAUGUCAGAGCAGCAAACAGUAAAAUGUAGCGGAGGAUUUGGUAUUUUAAAAUUAAGAUGUGCUAUACUGAGAAAGUACAAGGUCCGAAAAUGGAAUAUGGCUAAAAGUUCUAUCUUUAAAUCAAACAAAUGCCACCGGCAAUAAGAACUGAAAUAAAUGACUCAAAUAAUCAACGUCACGGGAAGCUGCGACACAAAUUCUACGUCAUAUGACUACCAAAAAGAAGAACUUAACCUACCGUAUGUUAUCUGCGAAAUAAUGGUCGCGGUGUUGGCAGUUUUUGGCAAUGCGUUGGUAAUUUACGUGUUUAAGAGAGAAAGACGGCUGCGGAGACGCACGAAUUACUAUAUCGUUUCUUUGGCCGCCGCCGAUUUGCUGGUCGGACUCUUUGGCAUACCGUUCGCCAUCAUGUCUUCGGUUGGUCUGCCCAACAAUCUUGAAGCUUGCCUGUUUACAGUUUCGUUGCUGGUGGUUCUUUGUACGAUAUCCAUAUUCUGUUUGGUGGCCGUGUCUGUGGAUCGAUAUUGGGCCAUCUUACAUCCAAUGGGCUACUCGAGAAAUGUGAGGACAAAGACUGCUUUAGUGAUAAUAAGUUGUUGCUGGGUUGCCGGUGUACUUGUCGGCCUUUUGCCUCUCAUGGGUUGGCGCCAGGAUCGUGUUACUCCGGUGAGCUGUUUUUUUCUGCACGUGAUGGACUACAAUUACUUGGUAUUUCUGUACUUCGGCACCAUAAUCACUCCGGCUUGCCUCCUGGUGGCUUUUUAUGCUCAUAUUUACACCGUCGUAUUAAAACAGUUGCGCCAAAUUGUGGUGAUGAAUCCUGAAUGCGGUUCCGCGUCGAAGGGUUUAUCCUCUGGCGGCAUGGUGCGAAUGCUGGGUGUCCAUCAAACCAACGAGGUGAAAGCGACUCAGAAUUUGGCCGUCAUUGUGCUGUUUUUUAUGAUAUGUUGGAUACCACUCUACACGAUAAACUGUAUUAUAGCGUUUCACAAGGACUUUAAAGUCAACUCGACUUUUAUGUUGGCGUGUAUAAUUUUAUCUCACGUAAACUCGGCUUGUAAUCCCUUGCUAUACGCGUAUAAUCUCAGAGACUUUCGAGCGGCGCUGAAGAAUUUCUUCUGCAGGCUGUUUAAAUUGGAACAAACGUACUGCGAUCAAUUUCGUCCCAGAUACCCAUCGGAUACGAAUUUUAGUCAGUGCAGACCGAGGAAUUCAAGUGCGAAGUUUUGUUAUCGAAACAAAAUACCUGUCGAGCCACAAUUUGAUGUCAACACCAACGCGGCCCAAGCUCCUGAAAAAAUCUGGAACAUCACCGAAGACUCGGGAAACUGUAGCAGUUCUAACGAUUCUUUGACCGCUGUGAAUACCGCUAUUCAUGGUAGAUCUCCAGUGUUCGUACAUUUGACGACGGAAUGCGAGAGAAGCGGCGACGCUUAUUACGACGCCCCGAAUGUGUUUGAAAUGAGCGACAAAUACGUGAAUUUCAAAGGCGGCAAAAACGUCGACUUUAGUUCACGUAGGUUAUUCGAGGAGACAAGAGCGACUAUUUUAAAAGAACCGAUCAUGGCGGCAGGUUCCACCAAAAGUUUUGGCAUUCUUAGUCGUUACGGUUUUGUAAACAGUAUUUUGAAAAAUCAAAGAAAGUUAGACAGGAGCUUAAGUGACGGGGGUCAUUCGGAUUCCACGAAACAUCUCAACAAGGCGAUCGCUGCCGAAUAUUUUUCAGCUAGUUAAGCGAUUUACCUAUUUGAUGUAAAUUAUUUGUGUGUACGCAAAAAGGGCCAGGAGAAGCGCUGAAAGCCAAUCAUUUAUAACGUUUCAGGAUAAGCUAAAUUAAUUAGUUUGGAAACACUGCAUUCCGCUUAAAAAUUGAUCGGGUGCCGCAAGGUCAGUGUCGAAUAAAAAAAUGAAAACCAUGAAUAACUUUAAACAAUAUAAUAAUGAUAAAUUCAACUAAUAUCACUCGAAAAACUCGGAUAGCAAUUUAACGUCCAUCUAUGUCUUCAAGUGAAUGAAGUUUCCAUUAAAAUGGGAAUUGUUGCUAUUCUGCUUGUUUUAUUUUAGUUUCCUUCUAAUUUGAAUAAUUUUGCUGAACAAACUUAAUUGAAACCAAAGUAAAUCAAAAGUAAAUUCUCGGGUUUGAUUACAAAUCUUAAAUUUUUAUUUAAUAAUUACCGCUCUUACAUUAAUCUAUUUAAAUUUGAUAGUUUAUUAUAUCCAAACAAUCUUUCAAUUAUUCAAUAAACAGAGAAACAUGAUAGAUAGUGACUUUUGCUCGAAGCGCCUUUAUCCUGUGGGCCUCUAAUGUCGUUAAUGUCAUUAAAAAACAAAAAGCACGCUCUGGAGUGAGACAAGCAGAUAGUGCUUCAAUGACUAAAACGCGACUCAAUAAAGUUAAGAAGAUAUAUAUGGGAAUUUUAUUUUUACCCAGUGCUUUUAUCGCUAGUCGCUGACAAUAACUAUUUGUCUAACUGGAAAACGGAUCCGACGUUUGUGUAAAAGGUGUGUCCAUGCGGAAAAUUUAGCUGGUGUCCCAUGUUAGUAUAUUCAGUUUUUGGUGUAACGAUAUUUGGUCGGUCUUAAUAAACCAUUCUACAGAUUUGCUUUUUUUACUACGACUUCAGGGCAAACCCUGUUCCCAUUAAAAAGAUUCCGACAAAGCAGUAAACACGUUGUGUGUAAAAAUAGUGCGUAUUAUAUUCUGUUAUAUAUCUGAAAAUUUUGUGGAUCA